Molecule: messenger RNA, 2724 nt
Organism: Lytechinus variegatus (green sea urchin)
Lineage: Eukaryota; Metazoa; Echinodermata; Echinoidea; Temnopleuroida; Toxopneustidae
Product: heparan sulfate glucosamine 3-O-sulfotransferase 1-like
Exons: 2
Coding region: 597-1688 (363 amino acids)
Molecular function (GO): [heparan sulfate]-glucosamine 3-sulfotransferase activity
Source: RefSeq, a predicted model, not a curated record
UGGUUUUACCAAUCAAUACGUUUCGACGCACCUAUAACACAUCCAAGUAUAACCUAUAAUAGCAACUAUAACAUCAGUCACACAUGUGCAACGUCUUUCUGUAGCCUACACCUCCACAUCUAUACUGUUCUGGUUUAACAUUAAUAAUGUUAUCGCCAACAUGAACUGCGUAAAGUUGAACCAACGCACCGCCAAGCUUCACCCAUGCAUAUAUCUGCCACAAGCUUCAUUAAGAACCAAAGCACUGUACGUAGUAGCCAGCAGGAUUGAGAUGUGUAUUCACCAGGCGUGGUAGCAGCUCAUUACCGAGCAUCGUGCGAGAUAUACUGUAGCACUUGAACUGGAUGAACUUGAUUAACUUUUGAUCGACUGAUGCUCAAAUGGACGACAACAUAGAUUGAAUCUGAUUCCGAAGCAUUGCUAUAAUUUUCAAAAAGUAAAUGUUUCCCGCGAAAAAAAAUUGCCAUAACUGUAAGGACGCUUGAAGAAUUCAAAUAUAAAUUCUCUAACAUAUAGUAAGUCGCAUAUGCGAAUGACAAGCGAACCAUCCAAGUAGGGUACUUAAAGGCAGGUACCAAUACUGUAAAUUAUACAUCAUGAGAAGACAAAGAAGAAGGAUCCUCGUAACGAUUGGCUGCUUUGUUGGUGCGAUUCUUUUUCUCAUGACUCUUGACUACCUUGGAAAGGGAGAUUUGGGAGAGGAAGACGGCGGCAACACUCUUUCUUCCAUCAGGCUUUUAUCCCUUUUCUUUAGCAGAAGAGAUCAUCCAGGAGUGUCCAAAGACAGCGAGAUAACAUGUUACUUCUUUCAGAGAUGGCGACCCGAAGAACCCCUGUCUCAGCCAGAACUUGACACCAGGCAAUGUCAGAAGCGAAUGCCACAUGGACUUGUUAUAGGAGUCAAGAAGGGUGGAACAACCGCCAUGGCAAGGUAUCUGGGCUUACACCCCAAGGUAUCUUUCUCCCGUUCAGUCCAACCUGGUCCGGACAUCACUGAGGCAACAAUGGCCGAGUGGAAGGAGACCUUCCGACUGACGUCCGCAUAUCAGAUGCCAGUCACAGGAUAUCCGGGUCUCUUCAGCGGCAUGCAGCCGCAACUGCUGCAGAUGUUGAGGAAAUAUCUUCCUGCGGACAUCAAGUUGAUCCUGAUGCUCCGGGAUCCAGUGGAACGGUUGGUGUCUGACUUUGUGCAUACGGCGACCAUUGCCGACCGCUACCAAGGAGAGGAGAGGAAGAAAUUUGAAGAACUUGAGGGGUUCAAAGGAACCCUUCACGCUACUGUGUUGGAUGAUCUCGGUCAUGUCAAUCCCUUCGCAUCAAUAGUCCGCCUAGGAAUGUACGCCAUUGACUUGAGGGCGCUAUACCAGCAGAUACCUGAGGAGAGAGUUCUAAUAGUCGACGGUAACGAGUUCAAGAAAGACCCAUUUCCGAUUUUGAUUCAAGUGGAACGUUUCCUAGAACUGCCCCCAUUUUUCAAGCGUGAUCACUUCCAGUACAACACGAACAAACAUUUUUAUUGCGCGAAUAUUGAAAGCAGGCCCGACGUCAAAUGUCUGAACUCACAGAAGGGCCGGAAGCACCCGAAGAUUUCCGAUGCAGUCAUCGAGAAGUUGUACGACUUCUACCGUCCCCGCAAUCAGGAACUUAAAAGUGAUUUCGGUUUGAACUUUUCCUGGAUAGACCUCUGAUGGCAAUGUUGUUUUUAGUGUUCGAGUCACGCUAUACCAUGUAUACAGUAGUGCAUCAACUGCAGACUAACCCGUUGGAUACUAACACGUGCUUUUCAUAGACUAAAUCUCCAACGGUCUACAUGGUUUAAUACAUGCUGCAGGAAUUGAUCCAAUAUAUGCCAAAGGGUUAUGCUAGCCCCCCCCCCCUCAAAAAAGGAAGAUAAACAUGAAUAAGUAAAUAAAAGAAUAAACAAAUAAUUUUAUCUUAACAUUUUAAAAAGACAAGUAAAACAAAUUAUUAUAACCGUUUGCACUGAAUUAUUCCGUAAAGAAAGUAACAAAAAAUAAUAUUAAUUCAGAAAAGAAUACUAAUUAUUACUUCUUUCAUCAUCUUUCUCUCUUUUCUCCCCUCGAUCCUCGGGGGGGGGGGGGUCGUUCCAUAAAACUUGUUACAAUAAUAACUUGUAAUUUUAGUGAAAAGCUAUUGAAAUCCUUUAAUCCGAUUGACCGAUAGUAAUUCAGUUAUAGAAAUUGUGUAAUUGUAAUUAUAACCAGUUUCUUUUUUGAAACGAGGCCCUGUACGUUACACUCUUGACAAAGUUAUAUUUGAAUAGGUAGUCUCUAGAUUCCGAGGAUUCAAAAAAGAUUUAGAUAUAAACCUUGUGGAUUUUAAUAUAAAAUCUUUUCAGAUUUAAAAGCCAAUCCUUUAGAUUGAAAAUAAAUCCAAUAUUCGGCUAGUCAUUAUUCACGGCUGGUUUUGAUUUGUUUUAAUUUCUAUUUUUCAAUCGACAAUUAAUUGAAAAAUAACAUUUAUUCGUUUAAAUGACAGCACAUGUAAAUCUUUUUGCCAAGAAUUCUCUAUUGUCUUUUUUUAUGUACGUAAAUGACUAAGUGUAGUAUUUAAAGUUGCAUACUAUAUAUUUGAUUUUUUGAAUUACUUAAAAAACGUACGUUACUUUAAUUUUGUUAUUUGCUCAUGAGAGCAUAUCAAACGUCAUUAAAAUCAUUAUGGAUUUAAGCUUUUUUUUACAUUUAUGUUUUUUUCUAUUACAGA